AUGGACAUUAAAGCCCGGUCUAAGGCAAUGCGCGAGAUCCUCACUAGACUGGUGGAGCGAACGCGCGGCGUCAUCGAAGUCAAAGUCUUUGGUGACAAGGUCAUUCUCGAUGAAGACGUGGAGAACUGGCCCCGGUGUGAUGUUCUCAUAUCCUUUUUCUCCACGGACUUCCCACUAGAUAAAGCAAUUUCCUAUGUCAAACUUCGCAAUUCGUUCUGCAUAAACGACCUGCCACCGCAGGCUUUGCUAUGGGACCGUCGCUUGGUUGGUCAUGUCCUCGACCACCUCAAAGUGCCCACGCCAAGACGUCUUGAAGUGUCUCGCGACGGGGGACCCAAGGUUGACGACGAACUACGCGAGUUCAUGAAGAAAAAGAUUGGGAUUGAGCUAGGCGGUUUCCAAGUUACACCGGAAGUCAGCAUGAGUGAAGAUGGAAACGCCAUCAUCAUUGACGGUCAUGUGAUGGAGAAGCCCUUUGUCGAAAAGCCUGUGAGCGGCGAGGAUCACAACGUGUACAUCUAUUUCCGAGGAGGCGGGGGUCGCCGGUUAUUCAGGAAGGUCGGGAACAAAUCGAGUGAAUUGGAUCCCUCUUUGAACUGCCCACGCACGGAUGGUUCAUACAUUUAUGAGAAGUUCGUGGAUGUCGACAAUUCCGAAGACAUCAAGGUGUACACAGUCGGUAAAGACUAUACCCACGCAGAGACGCGCAAAUCGCCCUUUGUAGAUGGUGUCGUCAGGCGUAACACGGACGGCAAGGAAAUUAGAUUUAUUACGCGUUUGAGCGACGAAGAGAGGGCCUGGGCAGCCCGAAUAAGCGAGGGUUUUGGGCAGACAGUGUGCGGGUUCGACAUGCUUCGUUGCGAUAACGGAAGAACCAGCCAAGUGAUUGAUGUCAAUGGCUGGAGCUUCGUCAAGGGCAACGAAUCAUACUACGACAAGGCCGCCGAAAUCCUCGCUGCAAGCUGUAUCCAUGCCUCUGCAUCGGCCGAACGACCCCUGUCUGCCGCCGAGGCUACAAUUGAGGAAUCUCCCACCUGGUUGCUCAAGGCAAACGUCACUGUGUUCCGCCAUGCGGAUCGCACGCCCAAGCAAAAGCUGAAGUUCAGCUUCCCGAUUGGCGAGUCAUGGACGGAGCCCUUCGUGCAGUUGCUCAACGGCGAGAAGGAGGAGAUCAUCCUCCGCGAGCGCGUGCAACUUAGCCGCAUACAGACCGCGGUUGAAGAGGCCAAGGGUCUCGGCGCCGGCGGAGACGACCUUGCAAAGCUCACUCAGCUGAGCAAUGCGCUGAUCAGCAAGAUCGAGCUCCCGGGAACGAAAGCGCAGCUUAAGCCUGUCUAUACGAAGAAGCAGGCAGGCCAAGCCAGGAAGCUCACUAAGCUGACGUUGGUUUUCAAAUGGGGCGGAGAGUUCACACAUUCGGCGCGGUACCAGUCACGCGACCUUGGCGAGAACAUGAAGAAGGAUAUUUCAAUAAUGAACAAGGAGGUUCUGAAAAACGUCAAAAUAUACACCUCGUCGGAGCGCCGCGUCAUCGCCUCAGCAGAGAUUUUUGCCGCCGCUCUAUUUGAAACACAACGGGACACAUAUCCGAUGUCAGCGCCAGGCGCUCCCCCAAACAGCGGAAGCUCGACACGUUCGUCGCAAGAUGGAAGGGAUGGUGUGAACACGCCAAAUCACGCUUCGACCACUGGGAGUGGGUUCCGACCCUCAACGCCCAGGCGCGAGCACUCUUUACUGUCAAGGCAAAAUGCGCCGAAGCUUAUCGUACGCAAGGACCUACUGGACGAUUCGAACGCGGCAAAGGACCUCAUGGACGAUGUCAAGAAGCGCUUAAAGAUCCUUUUGCGUCCCGGUGAGCCUGAGAAGCGUCCGGAGCUGACGUGGCCGAAGAGCAUGAAAAAGGAACCCGUUGAAGUGGUCAAGGAAGUCAUUGAUCUGCUCCGGGACUUCCGGGACAUUAUGCGACGGAACUGGGAGACCGUCGACGUUGACAAAAUACAGGAACGAUGGUGUUGCGGCGACGAACCAUGGCUCUUCCGCGAGCGGUGGGAGAAGCUGUUCGAGGACUUUUGCGAUGUCAAACAAGAAAAAUUCGACCCCUCCCGGGUCUCGGAGCUUUACGACACUAUUAAAUACUGCGCACUGCACCAUCGCCAGUUCUUAUUCUCCAUCUUCAGCGAGAACGGCCAGCCAGGUUCUCACGAUCGUCAGCUGCACGAGCUGUACGGCCGCGCCAAGGCGCUCUUCGACCUCGUCGCGCCACAGGAGUACGGCAUCGAGCCCGAGGAGAAAGAGGAGAUUGGUGUGCUGACAUCUCUGCCGCUUCUGCGUCACGUUGUGGACGACCUCGAGAACGCGCGGAACAAUGAAGAGUGUUCUCUCACACUGUACUUCACGAAGGAGAGCCACAUUCACACACUCGUGAACCUCGUCCUGCUCUCCGGCCUCCCCAUCGCGAACCGGCGGAUCCCGGAGCUGGACUACUGUUCACAUAUCACGUUCGAGCUGUACGAACGCAAUCACGGCAGGGGCAAGUCCGACAAGGAGUACUCCAUCCGACUCUCUCUAAGCGAGGGUGCACACUCGUCCAACGUGCUCGACUCUGCCCUCGACGCACGGCACUCGCUUAAUGUGCAGCCGCGCCGCAAGCUGACGCAGCACCUGCCCUACAGCCUCGUCAUAGAGAAGUUCUCCAAGCACUUUGGGAGGGUCCCGGACGACGACGAGACAGGCCCUGACGAGCCGUUCGAGACGAUCGACGCGCUUAACGCGCCGGUCGCGAACCAGAGCCCGCAGGACGAUCCUUAGCAACUACAGCUCCCCUUCCUGCGCUCGUGGCCCUCGCCUCGGUCCUCGGCGGCGACAUGGCCGACGGUACGGACGCCCUCGCUACCGCCGACAGGUUGCUGGCCGGAGAACUGCAUCACGCGGCUAUGGUGCACCCGACCUGUCAUGCAGACCUGAUCUCGAACUCUUCCUUCACUCACCUCUCGGACACAGGAUAGUCUUCGUGAUACCAUAUGAACUAUCAGUGCUGCGUUCUAGGUAUAGCUUACAGAUAAGGGUAUCCUACUACUAGAAUAUUUCUACUGUACAUACUUCUUAUUCUACGCAUAAUGCAUGGUGCCGUGGCGAUGAUUAGAUCACGCA
Messenger RNA from Postia placenta MAD-698-R-SB12, 3150 nucleotides. RefSeq lists its product as hypothetical. Gene Ontology annotation, biological process: inositol metabolic process; inositol phosphate biosynthetic process. The record is from RefSeq and is a predicted model, not a curated record. Gene Ontology annotation, molecular function: inositol hexakisphosphate kinase activity; diphosphoinositol pentakisphosphate kinase activity; 5-diphosphoinositol pentakisphosphate 1-kinase activity. The transcript has 14 exons. The coding region runs from base 1 to 2808 and encodes 935 amino acids. Lineage: Eukaryota; Fungi; Basidiomycota; Agaricomycetes; Polyporales; Adustoporiaceae. Gene Ontology annotation, cellular component: cytosol.